This is a messenger RNA of Aplosporella prunicola CBS 121167, 1593 nucleotides long. RefSeq lists its product as uncharacterized. The transcript has a single exon. Lineage: Eukaryota; Fungi; Ascomycota; Dothideomycetes; Botryosphaeriales; Aplosporellaceae. The record is from RefSeq and is a predicted model, not a curated record. Bases 316 to 1239 code for a protein of 307 amino acids.
CGAGCAAGGCAACCACGGUACCGGCUCGGCACCCAGGCCGCGGCAGACGAUGCCGCGUCCGUGCUCCCGGUGUUGUCGUAAGACACGCGCAGCGCAGCGCAUACAAACAGGUAGCGAAGCUUACACCCUAGUUCUGCGCACGUGGACUGCGGCUUUGGGGCAGAGAUGCUGGAUCGAAGACGCGUGGGACGGCGGGCUGGUGUCGUAUUUGUGGAGAAGCGAGAGGCGGAGGGAGGAUAAAUUAGAGAGGUAGAGCCGAGCGUGAGAAGAUGGGACGGGACUGCACCAACGACAACCGACGCCGGCGCUCUAGACAUGGAUACGGAUAUUGCGGCCGCAAGAGCGGCGGUGCAUGCACUGCUUCCUCAACCGGACCCGGACGAUGGCAACGCCGGCAUUGAAAUGACACCCAUGGCCAGGCCCGCGGAUCCGUUGCAUGAGGCGCCUAAUACGCAGGCCCAGAACCCUGAGCACACAGGAGAAGAAAGACCAGCGGUGGCCACGGUCGAGCGCUCGUGUCAGGCGCGUACGGAGAAUAAACAGAAGAAAAAGAAGUGGUAUAGGCAGCUAUGGUGCCUCCACUUCGCCAACGAUGACGACAGCGGGGACAACACCACCUCCACCACCAACAGCAACAACAGUGACGCAGACGCAGCCGCCUACGCCAAAGCAACCCCCCUCCUGCACGACUUCCGCAAGCUCCUACUGCAGGACCCCGCAGCCGCACGGGCGUGGAUAACGCAGCAGCGGGCACUCGUGAACACAGCACGGCAAACCGGCGUCGCGCGGCGAGACGGGACGGGAGAGCGGGAGCUGCGGGCGCUGUGGGGUGCGGAGUGGGAGCGCGACGUGUCGCCAGGACGGGAGAUGCAGGAGACGGCGGCGCAAGAAGAAGCGGAGGCGACGACGGCCACGAGUACGGGGCGGAAGGGGCGACGCCGGCAGCCGAGCGAGGCGUGGUGGCUGCCGGGGUGGGAGGAGCAGUUCGGUGGCGUGGGGUACCGCGACGUGAUUGCUGGAGAGGUGGAGGCGAUAGAGGCGAAGUUACGGGAGUUGGUGGGGAGGCUUUGGGGCGGGUUUGGGGCGGAAAGAGAGGAGGUCGUGUGGAUGGAGUUGGUGUGGACGCUUUGUGGCUUUGUUGCGCAGGGUUUGGCGGAGGCGGAGGAGCGGAAGAAGAAGAUGCACGUGUUUGGCUCUACGUGGUGGGUUGGGGUGGGGAGACGUUUGGGGUUGUUGUAGGACAAUGGCUUUGUGUAAAGUCGUGAUGGAACGAUACUAGGAGAAGGUGGUAUUGGAUAGAGAAAGAGUAGAGAAGCGUGGUUGUCGACCUACUAUGAUGAUUGUAAGGAUACAAUGCAGUGAUGCCAUCCUACUUACGAUAAUUGUAAGAAUACAACGCAGUGACGGUCUCAGUUAAUAAGGAAGUGUCUAGCUCGUCUGCUUCCCAUCAUAGCACACGAUCAGGAUAACUCACUUAGAGACUUCACUGAUACCGCAAACAUGACAGACAACGCAAACUCCACAGUCCGUCAGGACGAUGAGAAUGCAGAUGUUGCUCUUGAGAACGCUCCAAGCGUUGCUCCGAACAUGCCG